Messenger RNA from Corythoichthys intestinalis (scribbled pipefish), 2317 nucleotides. RefSeq names its product RMI1, RecQ mediated genome instability 1, homolog (S. cerevisiae) (gene rmi1). Gene Ontology annotation, cellular component: RecQ family helicase-topoisomerase III complex; nuclear body. Gene Ontology annotation, molecular function: nucleotide binding. Lineage: Eukaryota; Metazoa; Chordata; Actinopteri; Syngnathiformes; Syngnathidae. Bases 177 to 1925 code for a protein of 582 amino acids. Gene Ontology annotation, biological process: double-strand break repair via homologous recombination; resolution of meiotic recombination intermediates. The record is from RefSeq and is a predicted model, not a curated record. The transcript has 9 exons.
GAACGUACAUUCGCUGCGCGCUUUUCGAGUACUGCGCAAUUAAAAGACAAAGAAAUAGAGAACGCGCCUAUUUUAACAGUAUUUAAUCUGCGGGCAAGAAAACACGAGUCUUCGGUUAUUACCAGGGCGUAUGCGUCGACAAAUAUCAGUAGGUCAGUGAGGAUAGAAGGCACAGGAUGGCUUCUCAGGCUAUAGUCCAGGUGACCCAAGACUGGCUGCAGUCUUCUCUGCAUGUCCGGGUACCUUUUGCCUGGCUGGAGGCCUGUGUGGAGUGGCUACAGGAAGAGGCAGGAGGUGCAGGCAGAUUGUCACAGCAAAACAUCAACCAACAGGUUUUUGACCAGUGGCUCUCGACUGACCUAAAAGACUUGGCCUACGCAGUUCUCCCUGAAGGAAUUGCUCAAACCCACAGCACACAGCUCAAUGGCACCUUCUGUGUACAGGUUGACUCUUUACGGGACAUCAGCCAGCCCGCGUACAGUCAACUGCAGCAGUUAAAGGGCACAGAUUGCGCCAAUGACAGUGUUUCGGCUACCACACAGAGCACCCAGAGGCCGUGGGAGAGCAGACCCACACGUAUGCUCCUACUGCAGGUGACAGAUGGAGUCCAAAGCUUGGAGGCAAUGGAGUAUCAGCCGAUACCUGCGCUAAGUACUGCUCUUAGGCCUGGUGUGAAGCUGCGACUCCAUGGGCAGAUGAUCUGCAGGCUUGGAAUGCUUUUGCUGGGGCCGGGCAAUGUAAACGUCCUGGGCGGGGAAGUAGAAGAGUUGGCUGAGCGCAACAACCAGGGAAGGAUUCUAUGUCAGGCGCUGGGACUUCCUGAAGAGCAACUGGAAGAGCAAGUCAGGGAGGAAGUGCCACCAUCAGAUCAAGAUGAUGUCGCAAACCAUAGAGAGCAGGAUUUUGAGCUAGAUGACCUUGAGCUGCUGGCAACUCUCGAGGCCCAGGAGGAGCAGGAAGUGGUAGAGGUUCCUCCAAGACCUGUUCAAGACAGUGGCUACAGGACACUCACUCAGUCCUCAGGAAACUCUAACGGCAGGAGUCUGAGCACCUCAUCCACCAGAAGUGAAACCUCUAUACACACCGUUGUGAGCGGAUUGAAUUCAUACCCAAGUGGUCACCGUGGUAAUGAGGAAGAGCAGUCCGACGUCAUCGAAAUUUCCCAGCAGGGCCCGGAUGUCGACAAUGACUUUCCUGACGAGGAUUUUUUCAACGUAGCGUUGGAAGUGGAGGACGUCGCGGACUUCCAAGGAGGCACCACCAUUCAGAACUCAUUUUCCUCCGCUCCUCUUCGUGAAUCUUCCACAGAGCAAAAUGGAUUUGACGUGGAAGAUAUGGAUUUUUCAUCCGCAGGCAUUGAAUCUUAUGGAGAGAGGACACAUAGUGCAGAGUCCAACCAAUUAAUUAGAAAGGAAAUGGCUGGGAAAGAAAAUGCCUUUCACGGGGAGAGUCAUGCCUUAAGCACUUCAAGAGCAAAAGUGGACCCACUGUGUGACAUUAAUCUAACCUCACCCCCAUUUACAUACCUGUGUUUGCUAGAUAAAAUUUAUACGCCCACAUGCAUAACUAUCAAAGCCUUCAUUGUCACCCUCUUGGGUAAACUAAGCACCAGUGACGGCUUGUGGCAAAUCUGCGCCACAUUGUCGGACGGGAGCGGCUACCUGGACGCCAAACUGUCCGACCGGGUGCUGACAGACCUGCUGGGCUUCACUGUUGCUGUGAAGGGUGAAAUGAGACGUGACCCGGCCCGUAGGUCCCAGCUGGAUGCCAGCAUGAGGCGAUGUCAAGAGGAGUUGGUGGACAUGUGCUGCCUCAUGACUGUGGAGGUGGGGAUUAUGAACGCGGGAGCUGUGGUGACCCAGGCCAAGCCGGUCUCUGAGGGGGUCCACAGCGAGCUGGAGCGGAGAGUGCGAGACAGGAAAUGAGAACCGUAGUAAUGUGGUUAAUGACAACGUGGACAUUUACUGUUCGCAGAGUUCUUUAUAUAAGAUGUGUGUGUUUUCUUAUUUUUAUUAUUAAUAUGAAAUGACUGCGAUCAACACGCCCUUCUGUUUCCAAUCUGGAAGAGACAAGGUGUGAAUCCGUGUCGAAAUGAAUCCCAUCUGCUGCAUGUGAAUAUAACAUACUGCCAUUAGAGGAGGAUUUCAUUCAUUUAUUCAAGGAACAAUUUCUCUGCAUGCAAUGUCCUUCAUUAUACCGUUUGCAUUAAAACAUCUAAUUUCUACUAAAUGCUGAACUGUAGGCAUAAUUUUGAACUCUAAUGAGAAGACUGCAGAAAAGGACCCAUGUUUAAAUUCAAAUUUCCGUAAUGAAUUGC